GAGUCCUGUUCGAGUUAAAGGACGCGGGGUUCGCGCGUAACAGGUUUGCGCUGUACGUUUAAAUAACCCCGGGGUUGAAAGCGUGCGCGGGCGGAACUAGCUUUCCCGGCGGAGGAGCACAGAAUCCUCUCACCGGUGCGCACAGUUCAUCCGCUGAGCUCGAUCCAGACGGAGUGCGCUUAAACUGGAGGGUUUAACUCCGGGAUGCGUCGGCGCCGCGUCUCAUAAACAACAACACGUCGACUUUAACGAAGCAACGCGUUGACCUCCACCGAAACUGGACCGGUUUUUUUUUCUUUUUCAAGAGAAGUUGUUCCCGUGUUUUUAGUCCUUUAAAAAAAAAAAAAAAAAAAAAAAUCAACCGCGCGGACUUCUCUCUCUCUCGACGCUGGAAGGACUCAAUCCAGAAAGCUCAAGAUGUCAAUUCUCCCCUUCACUCCCCCCAUCGUCAAACGACUGCUGGGCUGGAAGAAGGGCGAGCAGAACGGCCAGGAGGAGAAAUGGUGCGAGAAGGCGGUGAAGAGUCUGGUGAAGAAGCUGAAGAAGACGGGACAGCUGGACGAGCUGGAGAAAGCCAUCACCACCCAGAACGUCAACACCAAGUGCAUCACCAUCCCCAGGUCCCUGGACGGCCGUCUGCAAGUGUCCCACAGAAAAGGUUUGCCCCACGUCAUCUACUGCCGCCUGUGGCGCUGGCCCGACCUGCAGUCCCACCACGAGCUGCGGGCGGUGGAGCUGUGCGAGUACGCCUUCCACACCAAGAAGGAUGAGGUGUGCGUCAACCCGUACCACUACCAGAGGGUGGAGACGCCAGUACUCCCACCAGUGCUGGUGCCCAGACACACAGAAAUCCCCAGUGAGUUCCCUCCUCUGGACGACUACAGCCAUUCAAUCCCAGAAAACACCAACUUCCCUGCUGGCAUCGAGCCCCAGAGCAACUACAUACCAGAAACGCCCCCCCCCGGCUACCUCAGUGAGGAUGGAGAGACCAGCGAUCACCAGAUGACCCACAGCAUGGACACAAGCUCCCCCAACCUGUCACCUAACUCCGUUUCACCCUCACACAGCAACUUAGACCUUCAGCCGGUGACGUACUGCGAGCCGGCCUUCUGGUGCUCCAUUUCCUACUACGAGUUGAACCAGCGAGUAGGAGAGACCUUCCACGCCUCGCAGCCCUCGCUGACGGUUGACGGCUUCACGGACCCCUCCAACUCUGAGCGCUUCUGCCUGGGCCUGCUGUCCAACGUCAACCGCAACGCCGCCGUGGAGCUAACGCGCCGACACAUCGGCCGCGGCGUGCGGCUGUACUACAUCGGAGGAGAAGUGUUCGCCGAGUGCCUCAGCGACAGCGCCAUCUUUGUCCAGAGCCCCAACUGUAACCAGCGCUACGGCUGGCACCCGGCCACCGUCUGCAAGAUCCCCCCAGGAUGCAACCUGAAGAUCUUCAAUAACCAGGAGUUUGCCGCCCUGCUGGCCCAGUCUGUCAACCAGGGGUUUGAGGCCGUGUACCAGCUCACCCGCAUGUGCACCAUCCGAAUGAGCUUCGUCAAGGGCUGGGGGGCCGAGUACAGGCGACAGACGGUGACCAGCACCCCCUGCUGGAUCGAGCUGCACCUCAACGGCCCCCUGCAGUGGCUCGACAAGGUGCUCACACAAAUGGGCUCCCCCAGCAUCCGCUGCUCCAGCGUCUCUUAGGGGGCGCCGGGGGGGGGGGUGUGGGGGAGGACCCUUCACCCGCCCGCCAACUUCUAAACACACACAGACUGCAUGCAGGCACAGCUACACAGGACCGGACCACCCCCCCCCCCCACCCCCCUUCGUUCAGCCGAUUCUCAAUCUGUAACUUGGUCCUUCCUCCCCACCAGCUGUCAGUAGCACUUUUUAUAUACAUGUUGUUUGUGGCGAAAGGGGACAUUAAAGUGCAUUAAAGCAGUACCAUGUAAGUAUCAUCUCAACAUUUUGUCCAGAAUUAUUAUAAGAGCAAUGGGAGCAUUUUUUUUUUUUUUUUUUAAAUAUACAUUUUUUUCUCUUGUUUAAAUUGUUUUUUUUUGUACAGAUAUUUUGAGAUAUUCAACUUUAAGCAUUAAUAAUUCUUUUUAAAGCAACAUGUAACAUACUUUUAAAAUACUUUGUUUCUGUGUUGGGGCAUUUGAUCGGUUAUGAAGAUAUUAACAGAUGUGACCCCGUGAAACCUAUUGGAAAUGAAUAUUAUAAUGAGAAUGUUGGCACUGUGUGAAGGAACAUACUGUACGUCCAGUACGCGCAUUUGGUUUUUCAUUCUGUCCCGUGCAGCCCGACGUUGCCCCUGACCGGGCAAAUGGCUCAAAAAUAGCUUUUGAGACGGCAACAAAUGAUAAAGCAAGAAAUCGGUCACAACUCUUAAAACCCACACUGAGUACUUAAAGACAUCGGCAUUUAUCCAACGUCAUCGGGAGGAUGAUGCACUUUUAAAAAGUGUUUUUUUUUUUAAUAUCCUAGGCAAGCAGUGUCGGUACAUUCAAUGGCAGUUUUUAAUUCACAGCUGCAAUAUUUCUUGUCUAAAGGUUAUAUGAAAUAUAUCCUGCAUUGAUUUCAGGAAGCUUUUCCCAUUUGCAAAAUACUUUUGCAGCAUUGUAUUGUUAUGACUUUGAAAACAUCUCACACACACGGAGCUGAGCACACCAAACAUAGUUGAAUAUGUGCGUUUGUGUGUGUGUGUGUGUGUGUGAGGGAUACUGUGAGAGCAGGAAGAUGCCUUUUUUGCUUUUUUAAUUUUCUCUCUCAGCAGUCCAUAACAUUGGUCUUGUUCUCAGCCAUCGGUGAUAUUGACUCUUUCCGGCGUGGAAACCCGCUGAAUUACGUACAGGAGCCAGCGGAACGAAACCAGGCUCUCGAGGCUCUAAAGUCGAUUUUUUUGCUACCAAUUAUUUUUGUGAGGCGCUGACGUGUCUUUGGACGAUGUUGAGGAUGUACUUUUUUAUUUUUUUACAGAGUGAGCGCUUUCUCCCCAUCUGUGUACGUCUCACAAUGCCACCGUCGACCUUUUGUAAUGUUGGUGUUUUUUUUUUGUUUUUUUUUUGAAACACCAAAAAAAGAAGACGUCUUAGACGUGGAUUCGAAGCUUCUUCUCAGCUUUGAUCCUGUUUCCUCUGGGCCGCCCGCUGUGGUGGAAGUGGAUCGGUUUCCUCUCCGACUCUCUUUAACAGCCGACAAAGACACGGCGGGGGGGAUUUUUUCCCUGAAUCCUUUCACAUGAAUCCUGCUUUUGAUGUUAAACGCCAGCCGAGUGGUGCCGAUCUUUGACGUUUUAGGGACUCGAGAGGAACCGCAAAGCCAUAAGAUUUGACCCUUUUGUAUGAUUUGUGAAUCUCUUAUUGUGUAAUUGUGACUUUUUAAACUGAAAUGUGGGAUUGUUUCAGAGACAGUAGCAUCUACCGAUCUGAGACAUGACUUCUGGUGUCUUUGAACGCAGCAGUCGAUGUGAUUCCCCAGUAGGGAAUAUUUCGCUAUUAAAUUCGCCAUUUUUAUACACUCUUCAAGUUACACUGCUUGUGCUUAUAUCCUCCUCGUUUAAACUGUUAUCGUUGUUUGUUGUGAUUUAUGUAUUUGUGCUCUGAAUGCGUGUUUUUAGAUGUCUUGUAUAAAAGUAUACCUUUCUAUUCUGUUAUUUUUCUCUGCAUAUAAAAAAAAAAGUUGAUGUGA
Messenger RNA from Pungitius pungitius (ninespine stickleback), 3681 nucleotides. RefSeq names its product mothers against decapentaplegic homolog 3. Gene Ontology annotation, molecular function: I-SMAD binding; DNA-binding transcription factor activity, RNA polymerase II-specific; RNA polymerase II cis-regulatory region sequence-specific DNA binding. The transcript has 8 exons. The record is from RefSeq and is a predicted model, not a curated record. Lineage: Eukaryota; Metazoa; Chordata; Actinopteri; Perciformes; Gasterosteidae. Bases 418 to 1695 code for a protein of 425 amino acids. Gene Ontology annotation, cellular component: heteromeric SMAD protein complex. Gene Ontology annotation, biological process: activin receptor signaling pathway; positive regulation of transcription by RNA polymerase II; cell differentiation.